AUGUUGGCAGUUGGGGACACUGCCAACAAUCCUCAACCAGUUCAGGACAUUCCAGAAAUGACCUUCCACCCGACUGAGUUUAAUUGCAGCGACACCAACUUGGACGACCCUAUGGUCAUCUCCAUCCAGUUGGGAGACCUAAUAGUUCGGAAAGUUUUGCUGGAUCCGGGGAGCAGCGCUGAUGUGUUAUUUUUUGCCACAUUUGAAAAGAUGAAGCUGAGCAUUAACAUUUUACAGCCAUCUAUCAGAGACUUGGUCGGAUUUUUAGAAGAGCGGGUCCCCGUUCUGGGUUCAGUGUGGUUGCAAACCACACUCGGUGAGCAGCCACUAUCUAAGAUACAAGAUAUUCAAUAUCUUGUAGUCGACUGUUUUAGCCCAUAUAAUCUCAUUUUAGGUAGACCUUUUUUAAAUAUAUUUGCUGCAAUUGUAUCCACAAUUCAUCUUUGUGUCAAGUUUCCUGUGCAUGACAAUGUAGUGGCCACGGUUCACAGUGAUCUUCAAGAAGCUCGGAAUUGUUAUAACACAAGCUUGAAGCCUAUUGAUGCCAAGGCAUCUUAG
Molecule: messenger RNA, 558 nt
Organism: Arachis ipaensis
Lineage: Eukaryota; Viridiplantae; Streptophyta; Magnoliopsida; Fabales; Fabaceae
Source: RefSeq, a predicted model, not a curated record